Molecule: messenger RNA, 2722 nt
Organism: Phoenix dactylifera (date palm)
Lineage: Eukaryota; Viridiplantae; Streptophyta; Magnoliopsida; Arecales; Arecaceae
Biological process (GO): mRNA destabilization
Cellular component (GO): cytoplasm
Molecular function (GO): mRNA binding
Source: RefSeq, a predicted model, not a curated record
CGGAACAGUGGAACGGCGCCAUUCAAGAUUUUAGGGGCCUCCGCUGCCGCUUGUCGGGCGGGUUGAACAGAUUGCAGGCCCGUUGUUGUGGAGAGUGAAGCGGCGCGGACCGUAGGAUCGCCUGCCGAGAGGUGACGUGCGUGUCUUCCUGCCGUUCCUUUUUUCUACCCCCGGGCCUGUCGCGGCUCCCGAGACGAAAUCUCCGCCAUUCCCUUCGGUCCUCCUCCGCUCUUCGGAAGCGGCUCCCAGCUCCGGCGACUUCCGCCAGUGCUCGCGGGUUCCUUUUGCGCUCCGUUCGGGCUAGGGUUUCAGCAGGGAGGUUCUUGCUUCGUUCUUCGAGUUGGAGGUGGAAGAAGAAGCCUAGGGUUCGUUUUCGGUGAUUUGUGGUGCGAUCUCAUGGACGCGGCAGCCAAGGGAGAGAAAGCUUUCGAAGAUGCAAUGAAAAAUCUGAAGAUAGAGCCAUCACCAAAAGCCAGCACCAUCAAUAUGUCUGGCCCCAAAGAUGCAAGGCCUGCUGAUGCAACAUCUUGCAUCUCCUCAAGGGAUGCAACAAGCAGCAUCAAAGGUAGUGAGGUGGACCAGGAGACUUUGGUGGGCGUGCCAGGCAUGUAUCACUAUGGAUGCUACUAUCCUGGCACAGGAAAUGGAUCGUUUGGAGAAUGGGAUGACCAAAGUUACUUUUUGGGAACUGAUGGCUUAGAAAUUCAGCCUCCUGCCGUUCAAGUAGAUGGAUCAUUUGUAUAUUAUCUGCCAGGAUUUCAACCUGGAUACACUUCUUACAAUACAUCCUUUCCUGGAGCUAUGAUUGGUUUUGAUGGACAGUACAACUUGGGCCAACAGUCAUAUUACCCAGCACCGAUAAUCCCUCAACCCCUCGUUUCUCCAGCACCUUUUCCUCAACCAGUUGCUUAUGGACCUGAGCCUGUUCCUGUGUACCAAUGGGAUCCAUCUUUUCUGUUUCCAGAUGGGUUCCAAGGGAGCACAACUAAUGGAGAUCCAUCAAAUCUAUGUAGCAAGCCUAAUUACUCUUCCCAGAGCAAUACAUUUGCAAAUUUAAAAGCUUCACCAAGCCCAAAGUUUACCUCAGAAACAAAAGGAUCCUCACCAGCAUCAGAUGGGUCACUAACGCCUGCAGUAUGUGGUCAACCUCUGAAGCCUGUGAAUAAGGCAGCUGCUGCUGUUCUAUCCAAAGGUUAUCCUCCCAUAAACAAGUUUCCUUCGUAUAUUAACCAAGGGAAAGGUGGCCUGCUGUAUCCAACCAGCUCCGUCAAUUUUAAAGAAAAUGGUAGAAGUUUGGUUGGCAGUGAGAAGAUGAAACCAAGAAACAAGCUAAAUGGCUCUGGCGAUUUUGAUUUGCUAAAUGAACAGAAUCGUGGUCCAAGAACAAAUAGCUCCAAAAAUUCUUGGAACUCUGAGGUUGAACCUGUUGGAUCUCUCACUGUUGAGAAGAAUGAGAACAGUAGCGCCUCAAUUGCUGCUAUUGUAAACAAAGAUGAAUAUAACCGUCCUGAUUUUCCUACAAAGUAUGAUCAUGCUUUGUUCUUUGUGAUAAAAUCAUACAGUGAAGAUGACAUUCACAAGAGUAUUAAGUACAAUGUCUGGGCAAGCACUCCAAAUGGGAACAAAAGGCUUGACCAUGCUUUUCAAGUUGCACAGGAGAAGAUGACAGAAAAGGGAAGCAAGUGUCCUGUGUUUCUUUUCUUUUCUGUUAAUGCAAGUGGUCAGUUUUGUGGUGUAGCUGAAAUGAUUGGCCGAGUAGACUUCAGCAAGAACAUGGAUUUUUGGCAACAGGACAAGUGGAAUGGGUUUUUCCCAGUAAAGUGGCACAUAAUAAAGGAUGUUCCCAAUCCGCAAUUUCGUCAUAUAAUAUUGGAGAACAAUGACAACAAGCCGGUUACUAAUAGCAGAGAUACACAAGAGGUGAAAUUUCCCCAAGGUACUGAGAUGUUGAACAUUUUUAAUAGCUAUUCCUCGAAGACUUCUAUAUUGGACGACUUUGGCUUCUAUGAGAAUCGGCAGAAAGCAAUGCAGGAAAAAAGGAGCAAGCCACCUACUCCAAAUGUGGUACAUUCAUCGCCAAAAGCUGAUGAUGAAUUAGCCCAGUUUGCAACGCAAGGUGAUCCAGAGUUCGAACUUUCUAGUCCCCCAUUGUUAGAGAUGUCUGCUGGCAAGACCAAGGAAGAGCAAACAGCGGUGGUUGCAGCGAAGUAACAGCCGUGCCUGUCCGAAUUGGGUGAGACAGCGGCAUGCUGUGCGAAGAUUAAGAAUCCGGGUUCAUUGGCUAGAUAAUGCUGUGGCGUUGAAAAAUUUGAAAAAUAAUAUAAAAAAAGGGCAGUGGCUGUGGAAAAAAAGUAACUCCCCAUGAGCAAGUUUCCAAUGAUUGGGGAUUGAUGCGAUGGCUGUUCCUAGUAGAGCCGAAAGCAGUACUCCUGGCGAUGACAAGUCUGGUGCCGGCGCAUUCCAAAGAAUUUUUACUCUGCUUCUGUUCUUAUUGGAGGAAAUGUCGUUUCAUAUUUUUUUGGUUCAUGUUUCUGGGGGGCGUCUGUUAUUGGUCCAAGGUUUUUAGGUGGUUGUGUUGUGGGUCAAGUGAAGCCCCCUCUGUUGGUGGGAUGGGUGGGUGGGUGGGUGGUCUUGCGGGUUCCUAGACCUGAGCUUUCCAAGUUGAAGCCCAAGGGCUAUGUGAAUGCAGUGUUGUUGUAAAAUUGAGGGAUGGAGGGGAAAA